Rhododendron vialii is the source of this 2475-nucleotide messenger RNA. Its product is annotated as THO complex subunit 1. The transcript has 21 exons. Lineage: Eukaryota; Viridiplantae; Streptophyta; Magnoliopsida; Ericales; Ericaceae. The coding region runs from base 221 to 2029 and encodes 602 amino acids. Gene Ontology annotation, biological process: mRNA export from nucleus; regulation of DNA-templated transcription elongation. Gene Ontology annotation, cellular component: THO complex part of transcription export complex. The record is from RefSeq and is a predicted model, not a curated record.
GGCCCAUUAUCCCAUACAGGGUUUGAUGCCCUCCGGGCUGCCCCGGGUCUCUCUCUCUCUCUCUCUGGCUAUUUCCUUCGAACGAGUAACGACUGCCUUAACUCGUUUUCUCAAUUGUCUUGUGCAAUUCGCUUCAGACCUACUAUGGUAGUACUAUAAAUUUCGGCUUCAGUUUGUAAUACAGAUUGGUUUUGGAGGCCGCGUGGUUCAAAUCUUCGACAUGGAUAUACUAAGGAGGGCCAUAUUGGAGCCAGGGCCACCUGAAAAUUUCGCUCUCAAGACGGUCCAAGAAGUGAUAAAACCUCAGAAGCAAACAAAGCUAGUCCAAGAUGAGAAUCAAUUGUUGGAAAAUAUACUGCGGACAUUACUUCAGGAGUUGGUGUCAGCAGCAGUUCAGUCAGGGGAGAAAAUUAUGGAAUAUGGGCAAUCGAUUGUUGAUGGAGAUGUUGCUCAGGGUCAAAUUCCCCGCCUUCUUGACAUUGUACUGUAUCUUUGUGAGAAAGAACAUGUUGAAGCUGGUAUGAUCUUUCAGUUAUUGGAAGAUUUGACGGAAAUGUCUACUAUGAGAAAUUGCAAAGAUGUCUUCAGGUAUAUAGAGAGUAAACAAGACAUACUGGGUAAGUCGGAACUGUUCGCACGAGGAAAGCUUGUGAUGUUGAGAACAUGCAAUCAGCUUCUUCGGCGCCUAUCAAAGGCCAAUGAUGUCGUGUUUUGUGGACGAAUAAUCAUGUUCCUUGCUCAUUUUUUCCCAUUAUCAGAACGCUCAGCUGUCAAUAUAAAGGGAGUUUUCAACACAUCAAACGAGACAAAAUACGAGAAAGAAGCUCCUGAAGGCAUUUCUAUUGAUUUCAACUUCUACAAAACCUUUUGGAGUUUACAGGAACAUUUCUGUAACCCUGCUUCCUUGCCUCAAGCUCCGGCAAAGUGGCAGAAAUUUACUUCCAGUUUAAUGGUUGUGUUGAAUACCUUUGAAGCUCAGCCUUUAAGUGAUGAAGAAGGUAAUGCUAAUAAUCUCGAGGAUGAGGCAGCUACCUUCAGCAUUAAGUAUCUAACGAGCAGUAAACUGAUGGGUCUAGAGUUGAAAGAUCCAAGUUUUAGACGCCAUGUCCUUGUGCAAUGCCUUAUUUUGUUUGACUAUCUGAAGGCCCCAGGGAAGAACGACAAAGAUUUGCCAUCCGAAACAAUGAAGGAAGAAGUAAAAUCUUGUGAAGACCGGGUAAAGAACCUUCUGGAACUGACUCCUCCUAAAGGGAAAGAAUUUCUUGGUAGUAUCGAGCAUAUAUUAGAAAGGGAAAGGAAUUGGGUGUGGUGGAAACGUGAUGGUUGCCCAGCAUUUGAAAAGCCACCAAUAGAGAAGAAAUCAGUUCAGGAUGGAGUAAAAAAGCGUAAGCCACGGUGGAGACUGGGUAAUAAAGAACUCGCACAUUUGUGGAAAUGGGCAGAUCAGAAUCCGAAGGCUCUUACUGAUCCGCAACGUGUGCGUACUCCUGCAGUCACAGAAUACUGGAAACCGUUGGCUGAAGAUAUGGAUGCAACUGCUGGAAUAGAAGCCGAAUAUCACCACAAAAAUAAUCGGGUGUAUUGCUGGAAGGGUCUUCGAUUUUCUGCUCGACAGGACUUAGAAGGCUUUUCUAGGUUUACCGAACAUGGUAUCGAAGGUGUCGUGCCUCUUGAACUUUUGGCACCGGGUGUCCGGUCCAAAUAUCAACCUAAACCAAGUGACAGAUCCAAACGUGCUAAAAAGGAAGAAACAAAAGGUGCUGCACAUCAAGCAGAAGAAGGCCAGUUCGUGACACCCACAAGUGAGAUUGAUGUUGAGGGAAGCAGAGCCGACCUUGAAGCAUCAGCAGCACCAAUGGACACUGAUGCUGCAAUUACUGAGAAUCUCUCACGGGAUGGAACUCCGGACGAACACCAGAAGCAAAGCUCGGAUAUGGAGCCCGGACAGAUAGAAGCAGAUGUGGAAGCAGAGACAGGGAUGGUUGACGGAGAGACAGAUGCAGAAGUUGACUUAGAUGCUGUUGGAUAGGACAACUCAUGAGAGUCUUUGUUAACUCCCGGAGCUCGGAAAGCUAACAGUACCUAACAAUUCAACGACCAGAGCUGAUUAUUGAUUAUAAGCCUAGCAGCUCUGUAAUUGCUUUACAAAAUGGAAGUUUCUCUAGAGUUCUGAGUCAUAUUCAGCUUUCCGUUGGGGAUAAACAAGUCAUGUUGUAUGUAAUGCCUGAUCUUUUUUGCUAGACCAAAAAAGGUGGGCUAUGGCGACCAACGUAGUUGACCUUCCUUGGGGUGUGACCUUAGGGGAACCCACCUGCCCUGAAAUGUCCGUAUUUGAGCCAUAGCUGAUCCAGCCGGGGAGGAAAUUUUUUUCUCAUGAGUUUAAUGUAAUGCUUGAUCUACAUGAUUUUGAAUACCCAUCGUUAAGAACUACUUCUACCACCCACUCAAUCUGAAAAAGAAAAACUAAACAAGUAA